Molecule: messenger RNA, 2166 nt
Organism: Caenorhabditis elegans
Lineage: Eukaryota; Metazoa; Nematoda; Chromadorea; Rhabditida; Rhabditidae
Gene: scl-25
Product: SCP domain-containing protein
Exons: 4
Coding region: 1491-2129 (212 amino acids)
Source: RefSeq, marked reviewed
AGAACUGCUACGGCUUUCGAAUAAGAAGACGUAUGAGCCGGCAACACCUGCAAUGACGAAAUAUUACUAGAAAAGGCCAAGCUCUUCAGUAACUUUCAGUAACUACCGUAAAAAGACGCGCCAAAAAUGGUGGUAAAUGCGCACUCCGGAUUUGUUAGGAAAACACUUACCUGCAAGCAUUGCUCCUCCAAGAACUGCCUGAUAAACAAAUGGUACACCCAACCAGUUGAGCACACCAACGCUUGCAAACGCCAUUAUUGGUUGGAAAAAGUAUAACGUAGAAAGUGUGCACAUACAGAUGUCAAACAAUGCACAGAAUAGGUGAUUCAGAAAAAGUGGCAAUUGCAUUGGUUUCAUUCUUGGCGGGGUCUUUGUGAUAAUAAUGUAGAAAGCCAGGACUUGAACAGGUAAUGAACAAAAUUGAAUAAUGUGUAUUGGAUAGGCAACUGCUUGCCACGUGGCAAGAAUGUUAUAGGGUAGAUUACAUUUUGAGUAAUUCGUUGCGUAAUACUGCUCUAACGCUGUGGGCAUAGUUUAGACGUUAAUGGAAAAUUAAUAAAUCUUUCCGGACUAACUACAACAGGUGAUUUUCAUAUAACUUCUGUAAACUUUUGUUAAGAAUCGUUUAGAAAUUUAUAAAAUAAUGUCAUAAAUUGCGUCGAAAUAUCCGUUUGCCGAACAUCUAUUUGCCCGAAGUUUUCUAAGGAAUUUUUUAUACGACGGAAACAUUUGAACUGUGCCUUUUAAAUUUUUUCCUGUUUUUCAAAAGAUAUUUUCAUAGAAUUUGCUUAUUUUUCCAAAUAGAUGUAAGAACAUUCGUAGGAUGCGUACAAUGUUGCCGAUUAAAACUGAAAUUCUGAAAUUUCCAAAAAAAAAAACCAACAGUUUCAAAACCAGUUUGCAGAAAAUUUUCGGCGAUUGCCGUUUUUCCGGCAAAUUCGAGAAAUUGGCAAUGUGCCGGUUUGCCGAUUUACAUGAAGUUUUCAAUUCCGGCAAUUUGCCGAUUUACAAAAAAAUCGUUUGCCAUUUUUUCAAACGGUAAUGGCUUCCUCUGAAUGAAGUCGUUUUAUGGUAUUUUCGAUUUAAUAACAAUUCUCUGAGUUAGAUGAUUUUUUUGAAUACCUUGAAGCCGCAAUUUUCUCACUUUUAGAAAAAAAUUGAUUUUUCUUAUUCGAUUUUGUUAGCUUUCAAAUCUGACCAGACAGUUUUUGAUUUUUUGAUUUUAGGGCACAUAAAAGGUCUCAUCAAAAAAAACAGAUUUGAGUGUGUGUGGAAACAGCUAUGUAAACAUCACUGAAACAAGAAUGUAGGAACUAUGCAUGGAAACUUGGAAAUUAUCUCCAUAAGAAUCAAAACACGCGGUUUGCAGACUAUAAUAUUUGAAACCCGGCUGGUCAUACAUAACUUUCCUUUUGUUGGCUUGCACUUAAUCGUCUAGAGCAAAAGUAUAAAAGAGAUCUGAUUUGUUUUGAAAAGUAUCACUGGUUACAAUGAAGCUUAUCAUUCUCCUCCUGGCUCUAACUGCAGCUGCUCAUGCUGAUCGUCACUUUAAUCCACAACAUCGAUGGAACGCAGAAGCAAUUGAUAAUAUUGUUUUCAUUCAUAACAAACUAAGAAACGCUGCUUCGCAUGGACUUUGGGAACGCCACAGCAUCUCCAAAUCGUCAAACAUGCAACUACUGUCCUGGAAUGAGUCAUUGGUUGCGGAAGCCGAAAAUGAAAAGUACUACUGUGAACCUGCGGAUAACAAAAACCUACCUAUCAAACUUGGAGAUAACAUCUACCAAUACGAUGUCAACACUUAUGACGAUAUUGAUGGCGUUGGAGCAAUGGGAAGUAUUAAUAAGGAUACACACGAUGCGCUGAAAUCCGAAGCGAAAGCUGCAAAGAAUCGUCUUAGACAAAUGCUUUACUCCAAAUCUAAGUCAAUUGGAUGUAUCUACGAAAGUUGUGACAAGAUUGAUUCGAAGGGGAUCAACUAUAACACUCGCCUUUUAAUCUGCAAAUAUAGUCCUCCAUUGGAGAACAUUGAUGAGAAGCUGUUCGACAAAGGAGAGCCAUGCUCUAACUGCCCAAGUGGGACUUCGUGUGGAACUGAUCCAAAUGAAAUGAUGAAACUUUGUAAAUGAGUUCUUGAAAGUGUUUAAUAAAUUGGUCGAGCAUUAA